This is a messenger RNA of Fonsecaea multimorphosa CBS 102226, 1851 nucleotides long. RefSeq lists its product as uncharacterized. The coding region runs from base 1 to 1851 and encodes 616 amino acids. The record is from RefSeq and is a predicted model, not a curated record. The transcript has 2 exons. NCBI's taxonomy places the organism in Eukaryota, Fungi, Ascomycota, Eurotiomycetes, Chaetothyriales, Herpotrichiellaceae. Gene Ontology annotation, molecular function: aldehyde dehydrogenase (NAD+) activity.
AUGCUGCAGUUGUUCGGUUGGGAUACAGUCCCGGCCAUUUCGUGGCUGGCCCUUGUCGCCGCGGUUACUGCAGUCAUUGCACACCAAUUCCUCUCCGUCAACAGAGAAAGCGCAGUCCGAUUUACGGUACAAGUCCCCCCGCGGCUGCAGCGCGAAUAUUCGUGGAAUUGCAAAGAAAUAGGCAAGGACGACGAAUCGCAGGACGAGGUCUCCAACGGCCAAAUACACCCCCGAUGUCCAGCAGACGGUCGUCGGCUUGGACUGCCCAUUACUCCCAAAGACGCGUCUGCGAUUGACUCUGCCAUCUCAGCCGCAGCGCGAGCUCAAGUCAAGUGGGCGCAGACUACUUUUCCAGAGCGGCGCCGGGUCCUUCGAUCACUGCUUCGAUAUGUCCUUGACCAUCAGGAACAAAUAGUGGCUGCGUGCUGUCUGGACUCUGGAAAGACCAAAAUAGAUGCAUGCUUCGGCGAAAUACUUGUCACGGUCGAGAAACUACAAUGGACUAUCAAACAUGGAGAAAGAGCUCUCGGCGCGUCAAGGCGACCGACCAAUCUUCUCAUGUGCUACAAGUCAAACACUGUUAUCUAUGAACCUCUCGGCGUGGUAGCAGCGUGCGUGAGUUGGAACUAUCCCUUCCACAAUUUCAUCUCGCCCGUCAUUUCAGCCUUGUUUGCGGGCAAUGCAAUCGUGGUGAAGCCGAGCGAGCAGACAUGCUGGAGCACCUUCUACUUCGUCGACAUCAUCCAAGGAGCAUUGCGGGCAUGUAGUCACAGUGCCGACCUUGUCCAGAAUGUCGUCUGUCUGCCAGAGACUGCAGAUCACCUCACCAGCCAUCCAGGGAUCAGCCACAUCACUUUCAUUGGCAGCAGAGAAGUCGCGCACAAGGUGUGUGCAUCGGCAGCGAAGUCGUUGACUCCCGUUACGGUGGAGCUAGGUGGGAAAGACCCUGCCGUCGUGCUUGAUGACCCAAGGACCAUCAGGGCCAUUGACGACGUGGUCUCAAUCCUAAUGCGUGGUGUCUUCCAAUCUGCUGGUCAGAACUGCAUUGGCAUCGAGCGCGUCAUCGCAUUACCUGCCGUCCAUGACAAAUUGCUCGCUGAGGUCCUUCCCAAAAUCAAAUCGCUUCGUCUCGGUUCUGUCCUCCUAUCAUCUCCCAACGACCCGCCAGACUUGGGCGCUAUGGUCUCGUCCAGCAACUUCUCCCGUCUCGAAAACUUGAUCUCCUCUGCAGUGGCUCAGGGCGCGACCCUCCACUGUGGGGGCAAACGCUACAAUCAUCCUGAGUAUCCCCACGGAACUUACUUCACGCCCACGCUGCUCAGCAACGUCACUCCUGAAAUGGAGAUCGCGCAAAAGGAACUCUUCGGGCCUGUUUUCUUGCUCAUGAAAGCCGAGAAUGUGGAUAGUGCGAUUCACAUUGCGAACUCGACAAGUUACGCUCUGGGCGCCGGAGUGUUCGGACACAACCAGCACGAUGUCCAGAAGUGCGUGAGGGGGAUCAAGGCAGGAAUGGUCGCCGUCAACGACUUUGGGGCAUACUACGCUUGCUCUCUACCCUUCGGCGGCGUCAAAGGCUCUGGGUAUGGCCGCUUUGGUGGCGAAGAAGGGCUGAGGGCGCUUUGCAACAUCAAGGCUGUCUGUGAAGACAGUUGGUGGGCGAGGGUUUUGGGUAUUCAGACGAGAAUCCCACCGAAAUUACAAUACCCAGUUUCGAUGCAUGGCUGGGACGUAUGUAAGGGCGUGGUUGGGACGGGGUAUGCGUACACUUUGGGUCUGUGGGAAUGGUCUGGCUCUGUGGUGCAGCUUUUGACGGCCUUGACGAGGAGUGAUGAAGAUAGUAGUAGACGGUGA